AUCUUUUGAAUGAUGAGUGUGGAUCAGGGGAGCGGGAUGUUCGAAACGCUGGAGCAGGUCAAAGUCAGUCUCGAGUGGAUUGUGUAGAGGUCCAGCUCGCAAUUUCUGACCGAUUGAGGAUGCUCAGUGAUGAUGAUGGUGGUGGAAGAUGAGAAGGCUGGUGGGGAAGAGCGGAGCGUGAUGAAGGCCGCUGCCAUGUGUGCGCACCCGGCUUGUGCGAGCAUCGAUGGGCAGGAUGCGGCAACUGGGUGGACCGGGUGUGCGUUGUAAGCUUGAUGGCUCUCAAUCUCGCUGCAAGGUGUCCCGUGUGAAUGCCUUCUCCACGCAUCAGCAGGGCCAACAUCAUCUGGAGCGCCUGUGGUGCAUGUGUGUGGAGAGCAGAGCGUCAGCGGCGAUGCACGUCGUUUGGGUGCACGCGCUAUGACUGGCGUAGCGCCUGCCAUGCGUCUCUGCAUAGUAACUCGAUCUUCACGAGCGACCCGGCUAGCUUCUCGCGCGCGUUACCGGGCACAGCCCACCCCAGCUUGGGCUAUGGUCGCAGGCUGUGUGUGAGCUUGAGCGGGUCAUCACUGCACGCAUGAAUCGUGAAUGCUGCAUGGCUGCCCGUCU
Messenger RNA from Ceraceosorus bombacis, 609 nucleotides. NCBI's taxonomy places the organism in Eukaryota, Fungi, Basidiomycota, Exobasidiomycetes, Ceraceosorales, Ceraceosoraceae. The record is from the annotation of a GenBank genome assembly.